UCUAUUCUAUGCGAAUUGGCAACGCUAUAGUUUAUUUUAAAAUUUGCUUCUUAAAGGGCUUUCGAAAACGGUUACUUCAUUACACGACAAGCAUUUGGUACAUGCACUCUGCAGUUACUUUAUCAUAUAUAUCUGACAAUGGCUCAGUUCUCCAUUGAAAACAGAUUGCGAGCCAUCACUAUGAAUAUUAGUGAAGUAAAUUUGAUGUCUAGUAAGAAAGAAAAUCAAAUUUCCAAAAAUGACCAGUCAACCAAAUUGGGAAAAUCCCUCUGUAAUGGCAGUAUUAACAUGAGUUUGAACUGUUCCACAAACUCACAAAGUGUAGCUACAAAAACCCCUAGACGAACAGAUACUUCAUUCAACAAUAAAACCCCUAAAAUGACACAAGGACCUACCCUUGGAAAGCCUAAUAGUUGGAAGAGCCCAGGAGUGGGUGGUGUUGUUCGUAAGACACAAAACAUACUUGGUGACAGAAUGGUGCCUUCUAGAAGCACCACUGACUUUGAGGCUGCUCACCACAAAUUGACUUCAGAAGAUUCUUCUGGUGACCGUGUUCUUUCCUACCAAACUGCUCAAAUUCCAAAGCCACAGGAGGCUUACAUUAAUCAUCAAAAAGCACUAUAUUCGGCAUCCUCAUCUACGCAGAAGAAACCUAGUACCAGGUUCAUCCCAAACACUGCUGAUCGUGUUCUUGAUGCUCCUGCGAUGAUGAAUGAUUACUAUCUCAACCUCUUGGACUGGUCCCAGACAAAUUUUAUAAGCGUCGCAUUAGAUAAACAGGUCUACCUUUGGAAUGCCGCUUCAGGCGAUAUUCAGGAAUUGAUGGAGUGUGAAGGCGAUGACAAUUAUGUAUCCUCAGUCCAAUUCACUCAGGAUGGGAGCUAUUUGGCGAUCGGUCUCAACACUGGCUGCGUUGAACUGUGGGAUAUCCAGCAACAAAGAAGGUUACGCACAAUGGCCGGCCAUGCUGCACGUAUUGGCGUCCUAGCAUGGAAUGAACAUGUUCUUUCUAGCGGCUCGCGAAGUGGUCUAAUCUUCCACCAUGACGUACGAAUCCCACAGCAUUUAGUUGCUUCCUUAGAAGGUCACACGCAAGAGGUCUGUUCACUAAAAUGGUCCGGCGACCACAGAUUCCUUGCGAGCGGUGGCAAUGACAACCUCGUCCAUGUCUGGGAGGGUACCAGUGGUCAAAUUACACGAAACACCCCUCUUCACGUAUUUAAUCAGCACCAAGCGGCAGUUAAAGGAAUGGCAUGGUGUCCCUGGCAAAAUAGAUUGCUAGCUACUGGCGGUGGUACCAACGAUCGCUCCAUCAAGUUCUGGAACAUGAACGUUGGAGACUGCGUAGACACCAUUGACACCAAAAGCCAGGUUUCGGGUAUCUUCUGGAACUCCGAAUAUCAGGAAAUAAUCUCAUCUCACGGUUUUCCGAACCACACUUUGCAAAUUUGGAAGUAUCCGACAAAGGCAAAGGUUGCAGAACUGACCGGCCACGACGAACGCAUUUUGCACUUGGCCAUGUCACCUGGUGAAACGGCUGUGAUGAGCGCCGGAGCUGAUGAAACACUUCGGUUGUGGAACUGUUUUCAAAGUGACCCAAACAAAAAGAAAGGAACAACUGGCCGCAGGAAUGAGCCGCGGUCUGCACUUGACGCCAUGUCCAAUUUCCGCUGACUUUAUCAAACGACGCUUUUAUUACGCGCAUUCCUCAUCCGCAUGCUAGGAUUUUUAACCCCGUAUCUACGAUCUAAUAUAUCAUUAGACGAGAAUCUUUGACAGUUUUCCUGCCAAAUGAAUCAAAUUUGCCUUUUAACGCUCAAUUUUUAUAGUUUUUAGUGUUUUUAUGAUAAUAUUUUGCCAUAAUUUGUAUUUUUAUAACCACUUGAACAGAGUUUGAAUUUGAAAGAAUACACAUCAAAUUCCUUCCUAAAAAUUAA
Daphnia carinata is the source of this 1937-nucleotide messenger RNA. Its product is annotated as cell division cycle protein 20 homolog. Bases 139 to 1674 code for a protein of 511 amino acids. The transcript has 8 exons. Gene Ontology annotation, biological process: anaphase-promoting complex-dependent catabolic process; positive regulation of anaphase-promoting complex-dependent catabolic process; positive regulation of ubiquitin protein ligase activity. Gene Ontology annotation, molecular function: anaphase-promoting complex binding; protein binding; ubiquitin ligase activator activity. Gene Ontology annotation, cellular component: anaphase-promoting complex. The record is from RefSeq and is a predicted model, not a curated record. NCBI's taxonomy places the organism in Eukaryota, Metazoa, Arthropoda, Branchiopoda, Diplostraca, Daphniidae.